AUGAUAUUAAUAGUAGCUGAAAGUUUAUUUUUAAUAGCAGCUUCAAUUGCUUAUGUUUUAAUUGAAGCAAAAACAUAUAAUUCUACUUAUUACAAAGUGUUGGAAAUAAUAUUCAUGGCAAUAGUGUCUUUUGUUCAAUUAUCAGCAAUCAUAAUAAGAAAAAGAAUUGACUCUCCUUAAAGCCCUCUCAAAAAUCCAUCAAAAACUAUUCAAUUAGAAAAUAUCAGCACUUUUAAAUUAAAAACUAUUUCAGCCUGCGAAGAUACUUAUAAAAUAUAAUUUUAGAAUAUGCCAUCAUAGGCAAAUUAACCUAAGUUAGUUAGAAGACAAUUAUCAAUGUUCUCAGAAAAAAUUAUAUGA
Tetrahymena thermophila SB210 is the source of this 360-nucleotide messenger RNA. RefSeq names its product transmembrane protein, putative. The record is from RefSeq and is a predicted model, not a curated record. The transcript has 3 exons. NCBI's taxonomy places the organism in Eukaryota, Ciliophora, Oligohymenophorea, Hymenostomatida, Tetrahymenidae.